Fibroporia radiculosa is the source of this 1218-nucleotide messenger RNA. RefSeq lists its product as uncharacterized. NCBI's taxonomy places the organism in Eukaryota, Fungi, Basidiomycota, Agaricomycetes, Polyporales, Fibroporiaceae. The transcript is spliced from 5 exons. The record is from RefSeq and is a predicted model, not a curated record. Gene Ontology annotation, cellular component: cell cortex. Bases 1 to 1218 code for a protein of 405 amino acids. Gene Ontology annotation, biological process: regulation of GTPase activity; regulation of actin cytoskeleton organization. Gene Ontology annotation, molecular function: GTPase activator activity.
AUGCAACCCAAAGCUCUUCGCACUUAUUUGCCAAGUGAUCGUGCGCUUUGGCUGUAUUCCCAUCUGCUCUACUUGCUCCGAUCGCGACCUGAACUAGCUGCGACUUUGUGCCGUUCAGUCUGCCUUUCCGAGAUUGACCAGUUUCUAAACAUAAUUAUCCUCGCCUUGCAUCCUAGUGUGUCGGAAGGAUAUCUCGCAUUCACCUUCGUCAGGCUGGUCAUCCAGUCGCAGGUGCUAUCGACGCCGGAGCUCACUUCACUUUUCCGUCUUCCUACUCCCUUCUCUCGACUCCUUAUCGUGUAUACUCGUCGUGAAGCCACCUUGAGCUAUUUAAAGACAGCCCUUGCCGGGUCCCUAACUCGCUUGGCCGAUCACCCUUCCUUAAACAUAGAAAUCAAUCCUAUGAAAGUCUAUGCUCAGUUGUUGGAUACCAUAAUGGCAACAAAUGGUUCUGUACCACCAGAAUUACCGCAGGAGGUAACUAUGGAAGAGGCGACAAUGAAUGAGGAUGUGCAUGCAAUCAUCGUCCCCCGAUUGGCCAUGUUGACAGCCAUCGCAAGCAACAUCCUCGAAAGCGUCAUAGAUAGCCUCGAGAGCGUUCCUUACGAUAUCCGAUGGAUAUGCGGGCAGAUCAAAAGUGGUCUCCAACGUCAGUUCCCUGCCGCAUGUGAGGAGGACAUUCAUUCGGUGGUCGGCCAGUUCUUCCUCCAGCGCUUGAUCAUCCCAGCAGUAAACACUCCCCAAGAGUUUUGUCUUAUCGCCAGGAUUCCCUCCCCAAACUCCUGGAGAACAUUCACCCUAGUUGCGACGAUGCUGGAGGGUUUAAUCACUACGUCCUCAUCCGCAUCCGCAGACAAACUCUAUAUGAAACCACUAAUAGAUCCGUUUGUUGAAGCCAAUCGAAGCCGCAUAAACACUUUUUUGCGAAAGCUUUGCCAGGUGAACGACCCUGAUAAGGACUACUUGGCGGAUCUACCGGAGACAGACCGCACCAUUACUCUCACCGUCAAUGAGCUGUACUACAUUCAUUCGUUGCUCAAUAAGUAUAUAGAUAAUUUCGUGCGUCUAGUUCACCUCUCAAUCGCCCUUGGGCUCUUCGAAGAUCUUCCUGACUUGGAUGAUAACACGCCUGCACAAGUCCCCUUAGCGGACAAUGCUGCUGUUCAGCUGCGAGUUGCUAGCCGCUGGGAUGUCACAAGGACUCUCGUGUCAGAUUGA